Messenger RNA from Helobdella robusta, 750 nucleotides. RefSeq lists its product as hypothetical. The transcript is spliced from 3 exons. The record is from RefSeq and is a predicted model, not a curated record. NCBI's taxonomy places the organism in Eukaryota, Metazoa, Annelida, Clitellata, Rhynchobdellida, Glossiphoniidae. The coding region runs from base 1 to 750 and encodes 249 amino acids.
AUGAUGAGAAGAAAACCUGCUCCUGCUCAUUCUUCACUUUCAACUCCUAACAAUAACAUCAAUAAAAACAACUCUAAUUCCAGUGGCCACGAAGGCUCUUGGAGCACUGUUACUUCAAAAAAAAAAAAAAAAUACACUCCAAUUACUGUAGGUUCCAAACAACCUGGGUCCUUCAAAUUAUCUGCAGCUCCUUUGCCUCCCAAAAAAAUUGUUUUUGGGGUAGGUACAUUGAAAAGCUGCGUCAAAGAAGAGAUCCUUGAACAUCUGGAAACUAUUGGACUGACCGCUGCAGAAUGCGUACCAGUCUUUAAAUUCUCUCCCACUCGUCCUCAUCCUUCAACCAGUGAUCCAUCAACAAAAUUCCGCAUAACUAUUUUUAAACAUCAGGAGAUGAUUUUUACCAAUCCUGAAAAUUGGCCUAUCGGCGUGGAAAUUCACCCCUGGUUGUUUCAUGCUCGACCACAGCAUUUGAUAAAACCCACUACAACUUCACUACCAAAUCAUUAUCCUGUCGACCUACCAAAUGUUAAUACACCAUCGCUGGUCAACUCACAUCAGCAUGUAGAAAACACAGUUGAGGUAGCUUCCAUUUUAACUUCUUCGGAAGAAUCCACUCAGCCAGUCGAGCCAGUCACGAUGGGCCCUUCUCAGCUGGUCGAACCACAUAAACAACAACAAGCCUCAUCGAUGAUGAGUCCUCCCUCCGAUGUCAAUUCUGCGACAUCAAUAAAUCACGGCAAUGGCUGUUAA